UUUUUUUGAAAUCAAUAAUGAGUGUAUUUAAUAUAGUUAGAUAUACAGAGCCCCCACGCUAGUUUUGCCUCACGACAACUCAUGUUUUCUUUAAACAAUUGUUCAUGAUUUGUUCCGUCCCAUUACCCCCUAUCGAAUUGAAACUUUCUAAAAUCCCAUAAUCGGCUGUUUCAAAUUGACCAAGUUUUUAAUAUUAUUUUUACUAAAUUGUUCAAAGUCUUCUCCUUUUAGUUUAACAUUAUUGUCUACAUGUUUUGAAAGCGAGGCUGUAAUUUUUAUUCAAAAGAUCUUUCAUAACUUGUGUAGACCACAUGACUUUUUCUUUGAGUUACAAUUAACAGAAGAGGAAGAGGGAAAAAGUUUGUUUAUCGGUUUGAAGAUGAGUUCAAGAAUUGGAGCCUUUAUGCUCCUGAUCUUGCUUUGCCUCCCAUUUCUUUCUGUUUCGGCUAUCACAAAUGGUUUUGACUUUUCUGCUUUACAAGCCCUGAAGGCUGACUGGACAAAGUAUCCUGAAAGUUGGAAAGGUGCUGAUCCUUGUGGAACAAAUUGGGUUGGAAUUACAUGUACCAAUGACCGCGUUGUUUCAAUAUCACUAGGUAACCUUGACGUAGAAGGAAAGCUUUCCAGUGAUAUUGCAACCUUGUCUGAAUUAGAGAUCUUGGAUAUGUCGUACAACACUGGAUUGACUGGACCACUUCCAUCAAAUAUCGGUGGACUUAAGAAGUUGAAGAACUUGAUCCUCGUGGGAUGUAGUUUCACUGGUCAAAUCCCUGAGUCCAUUGGAGAUCUUGAACAACUUGUAUAUCUAUCCCUGAAUUUAAAUCAAUUAAGUGGAACAAUUCCAGCUUCCAUUGGACGGUUAUCAAACCUAUAUUGGUUUGAUAUAGCUGACAAUCAGAUUGAAGGAACGCUUCCAGUUUCUAAUGGGACUUCUUCACCUGGACUUGAUAUGCUUCUUGGAACUAAGCAUUUUCAUUUUGGAAAAAACAAGCUUUCGGGUGUUAUCCCAAAAACACUUUUCAGCUCAAAAAUGACUUUGAUACAUGUACUAUUCGAUGGGAACAACCUCACAGGGGAAAUCCCGGACACCCUUAGCCUCGUUAACACGUUGACAGUGUUACGCCUUGAUAGGAAUAAACUUACUGGCAAUAUUCCUACAACUCUUAAUAAUCUCACAAAUCUUCAAGAACUGUACUUGGCCAACAACGAAUUUACAGGUAGCCUUCCAAAUUUAACCAGCUUGACCAGUCUCUACACAUUAGAUGUAAGCAAUAACACUUUGGAACCCUCACCUAUACCAUCAUGGAUCUCUUCAUUGCCCUCCUUGGCAACAUUAAGGAUGGAAGGGAUCAAACUUUAUAAUCCAAUACCAAACUCAUUUUUCAGCCCUCCUCAGUUGCAGACAGUUAUUCUAAAGAGGAAUGAGAUAAAUUCAACGUUGGACUUUGGUACCAGCUAUAGCAACCAGUUGGAGUUUGUUGAUUUACAAUACAAUCAGAUAGAUGUUUAUAGACAACCAUCUUCUAACACACGCAUCCAAGUAAUAUUGGCAGGUAACCCAGUGUGUCUGGAGCUGGGCAACAGUGCAAGUUACUGCUCAGAAAUCCCAUACAAUACCUCUUAUUCUACGAUUCCGACAACCUGUCCUCCGUGUGAUCAGGGCAGGGAAGCGAAUCCUUCUUGCCGCUGUGCGUAUCCAUUCACAGGAACAUUCUAUUUCAGGGCUCCUUCCUUCUCAGGGUUAUUCAACACCACCAACUUUGAUAUUCUUCAGAAGAAUAUAACUGGUUUCUUCAAUAAGUUCAGUUAUCCAGUGGAUUCCGUAGCUGUCAGAAACAUAAGAGAGAACGCAGCCGAUCAUCAGCUUCUAAUCGAUCUUUUAGUCUUUCCAUUGGGCAGAGGGAGAUUUAAUGAGACGGAAAUGUCACUUGUUAAUUUUGCCUUUAGCAACCAGACUUAUAAGCCUCCUCCUAUAUUUGGCCCUUACAUUUUCAUAGCCGAUCCCUACACUAAGUUCUAUGAUGGAGGAAGUUCUAAGUCAUUAAACAUGGGCAUCAUAAUCGGAGCAGCAGUUGGUGGGGUGAUUCUUCUGUUGUUGUUAACUUUAGCUGGGGUUUACGCUCUCCGCCAGAGGAAGAGAGCAGACAGAGCAACUGAUCAAAAUAAUCCUUUCGGUAAGAGGAAAAAAGGUUUAGUACAAAAGAUUUAUCCCUUGAGACUGAAACUGCUGACUGCUUCUCUUUUGUAUGUUUCAGCCAAGUGGAGUACGAGCAAGAGCAGUAUUGAUGCUCCACAGCUAAUGGGAGCAAAAUCUUUUACUUUUGAAGAGAUGAAGAAGUGUACAGACAACUUUUCAGAGGCAAAUGAUGUUGGGGGUGGAGGUUAUGGCAAGGUUUACAGAGGGAUUCUUCCCUCGGGGCAACUCAUUGCAAUCAAAAGAGCUCAACAAGGAUCUUUGCAAGGAGGUUUGGAAUUCAAAACUGAGAUCGAACUACUUUCAAGGGUCCAUCAUAAAAACGUUGUUAGACUUUUGGGCUUUUGCUUUGAUCGAAGUGAACAAAUGCUUGUAUACGAGUACAUUCCAAAUGGCUCUCUUAGAGACAGUCUCUCAGGGAAGAGUGGGAUAAGACUUGAUUGGUUAAGAAGGCUCAGAAUAGCACUGGGUUCAGGGAAAGGCCUGGCUUAUCUUCAUGAGCUUGCUGAUCCUCCAAUUAUACACAGAGACAUCAAAUCAAACAAUAUAUUACUUGAUGAAAAUCUAACUGCAAAGGUUGCCGAUUUUGGCCUCUCCAAACUUGUGGGAGACCCUGAGAAAACUCAUGUGACAACACAAGUGAAAGGAACUAUGGGCUACUUGGAUCCUGAGUACUACAUGACAAAUCAGUUGACGGAGAAGAGUGAUGUGUAUGGGUUUGGUGUGGUGAUGCUUGAGCUAUUAACCGGUAAAAGUCCAAUAGAGAAAGGUAAAUACGUGGUGAGAGAGGUGAAGAUGAAGAUGAAUAAGUCGAGGAGUUUGUAUGACCUGCAAGAACUGUUGGACACGACAAUCAUCGCAAGCAGCAGCAACCUUAAAGGGUUUGAGAAGUACAUAGAUUUGGCUCUGAGAUGCGUGGAGGAGGAAGGAGUGAAUAGACCAUCAAUGGGUGAUGUUGUGAAAGAGAUUGAGAACAUAAUGCAACUUGCUGGUUUAAACCCGAACGUGGAUUCAGCAUCGACUUCAAGUACGUACGAGGAAGCAACCAAAGGAUCCGGUGAUCCGUAUGGCAAGGACUCUUUCCAGUACAGUGGGAAUUUCCCAUCUUCAAAGCUCGAACCCCAAUGAUCGAGUUUUUUUGAUAUUUUGUAAUUGAUUUCAUACGUGAAAUGCCUUGUGAAUGUGGUGGAUUGCAUGAUUUAAUUUGUUGCUAUGUCAAUAGUUUGUAAAAGUAUGCACGGCUAAUUUUUAUUUGUGUGAUAAAUUUUUUGGUGUUA
Messenger RNA from Raphanus sativus (radish), 3471 nucleotides. RefSeq names its product leucine-rich repeat receptor protein kinase HPCA1-like. The coding region runs from base 380 to 3322 and encodes 980 amino acids. The record is from RefSeq and is a predicted model, not a curated record. The transcript has 18 exons. Gene Ontology annotation, biological process: protein phosphorylation. NCBI's taxonomy places the organism in Eukaryota, Viridiplantae, Streptophyta, Magnoliopsida, Brassicales, Brassicaceae. Gene Ontology annotation, molecular function: ATP binding; protein binding; protein kinase activity.